This is a messenger RNA of Alternaria alternata, 1151 nucleotides long. RefSeq lists its product as hypothetical. Lineage: Eukaryota; Fungi; Ascomycota; Dothideomycetes; Pleosporales; Pleosporaceae. The transcript has 3 exons. The coding region runs from base 125 to 871 and encodes 248 amino acids. The record is from RefSeq and is a predicted model, not a curated record.
UGAGAGGUGAAGCCGUCUCCAUGCCGCCUACCUGUUUGAUACUCGCCAAGCCCUAGCUUUGUUGACAGCUCCUUCUACCUAACCCGAUCUCUUGCCUUCUCAACAACCUCACUACACUUACAGCAUGCCAAUGAUGCCCACAUCAGACCGCCUACAAGUUCUGCUCGAUCGUGUCCACGAGGCCAACAAGAUCGAGCGCAAUCGUGUCUCGCUUGAGACUUUCCUCGCGGGUCUUCACGAAGAAGACCAAAGCCUCGAUGAGGUGCAGCUGAAGCAGACUCAGCUUGCGAUCUACGAGACGCUCCUGCGCCUUUUCAAUGCCACCAAUUCGGUCUCACAGGCUACCCAAACCUCCGCCUUGACAGCUUCAUGCGCAGUACAGACCGACGCAGCAACAAUAUCCCUUUGGGAUUUACUGCCCAAGGCUCGCAAAGAAGCCUACGAUCGUGGGUUUGAUGCUGGAAAAGACUAUGGAUACGUUCAAGGCAUCAAGGAGGGCAGAAGUACCGGCAUCACGGAAGGCUUGGCAGUCGGGUUUGAACAGGGGCAGGCAGAAGGACUGAAGAUGGGACUGGUGCAAGGCAAAGAACUCGGAACGCAGCACGGCAUUGGGAUUGGAAAGAAAGUCGGUUAUACUGAGGAUCUUGCCCAGGGCCUGGGGCAAGCAGAGGAAGAGAUCAAGAAGUCCGUGGACAAAAGCACUCAGAGGCAUAUGCUGCAGAUGGAGAUGACAAGAGAAAAGAUUGUUGUGAAGCUGCCUCCAGCAUUGGCUACGACCAUCUCCAAGAAGAAGGAUUCGAAGAAGGCCAAGACUGAAAGUAACGGUGUUGAUCCCUUUGCGUCGCUGUUGUGUUUGGUGCACAAGAAGUAGGAGCGGGACGGAACAAGUUGGAAUUAUUGCAUACUCAAGGACGAUACCCAACGGAGCCAGCCGGAGGAUAGUUACUAUACCAUCAAAUACUUCUAAGUGCACAAGCUCGUAGUCCACAUGGAACAUUGCAGACCAUGAGUACGCGAGACUACGACGCUGACCUUGCGAAUCUCACUGAAUGGAAGAUGAUAAGCCGCGCAUCUACGAGGAAGCUCAGCGACUAUCAAUAAGAAGGUCUAAGAUGUACAAAAUAUGUGGCUGAGUUUUCAUACUGUGCAGA